AUGAAGCCUGAGUACGAUUUUCUCUUCAAGCUGCUCCUCAUUGGGGACUCCGGCGUGGGCAAGUCUUGCCUGCUGCUGCGUUUCGCCGACGACACGUACACUGAAAGCUACAUCAGCACAAUCGGCGUCGAUUUCAAAAUCCGCACAAUCGACUUGGACGGGAAGACAGUCAAGCUGCAGAUCUGGGACACUGCGGGCCAGGAGCGCUUCCGCACAAUCACUUCUUCUUACUACAGAGGCGCCCACGGCAUUGUCGUCGUCUACGACGUCACUGACAGAGAGUCUUUUGCCAACGUCAAGAACUGGAUGCACGAGAUCGAACGGUACGCAAUGGAGGGCGUGAGCAAACUGCUGGUGGGGAACAAGUCGGACUUGACGGCCAAAAAGGUGGUCAGCUUCGAAGAGGGCAAAGAGCUCGCGGACUCCUGCAACAUCCGCUUCAUAGAGACUUCUGCGAAGAGCGCGCAAAACGUCGAAGAGGCUUUCCACAUAAUGGCGUCGGAGAUUAAGGCCCGCGUGCAGGUGGGGCAGCAGCAAAGUCGGCAGCAGCAAAAUGUCCGCAUUGGCCCCUCGCAGCCAGUGCGGGGAGCUGCGGGCUGCUGCGGCCGCGGCUAA
Messenger RNA from Eimeria tenella, 615 nucleotides. Its product is annotated as RAS small GTpase, putative. Gene Ontology annotation, molecular function: GTP binding; GTPase activity. Gene Ontology annotation, biological process: protein secretion; regulation of exocytosis. Bases 1 to 615 code for a protein of 204 amino acids. The record is from RefSeq and is a predicted model, not a curated record. The transcript has 6 exons. Lineage: Eukaryota; Apicomplexa; Conoidasida; Eucoccidiorida; Eimeriidae.